Messenger RNA from Funneliformis geosporum, 460 nucleotides. The record is from the annotation of a GenBank genome assembly. Lineage: Eukaryota; Fungi; Glomeromycota; Glomeromycetes; Glomerales; Glomeraceae.
AGAUAUUUAUUUUCUUCAUGAUGAGGAUGCCAUUCAUAGAGAUUUGCAUUCAGGAAAUAUAUUACACUACAAAUCUAACAAUGAGUGGUAUAUUGGUGAUCUCGGAUUUUGUGGACCUGUUGAUAAACCAUUAGGAAGCAUAUAUGGAAAUCUUUCUUAUAUUGCACCAGAAGUAAUUUUUGGAAAAGAAUGUACUAAAGCAUCAGAUAUUUAUAGUAUGGGUAUGCUUAUGUGGGAAAUUUCAGCAGGACAACCACCCUUUGCCAAUUUUGAUCAUAAUUAUGAUCUUGCCAUGAAUAUAGUAAAUGGAAUGAGACCAAGGAUUGUAUCAGAAACUCCAUUAGAAUAUAAAAAGUUAAUGAAACAAUAUAUGGAUAGUCAAAUUAAUAUGAUCCUAAUGACAGAAAUGAACGAAAUAUCAUUAAGUCCAAAUCUGCAGAUGGUCAGAAUAGCCCGAAAU